Molecule: messenger RNA, 2067 nt
Organism: Salvia miltiorrhiza (redroot sage)
Lineage: Eukaryota; Viridiplantae; Streptophyta; Magnoliopsida; Lamiales; Lamiaceae
Product: cytochrome P450 71AU50-like
Exons: 2
Coding region: 434-1903 (489 amino acids)
Molecular function (GO): heme binding; oxidoreductase activity, acting on paired donors, with incorporation or reduction of molecular oxygen; monooxygenase activity
Source: RefSeq, a predicted model, not a curated record
UUGACUGCGAUCGAAUUGAGGGAGCCUGUUAGAAGUCUUGUUCAUACCAAGCUUGCUCCACCUCAGCAUGAUACCCAACAUCUUGUGCCAUGUAGGAUGAAGACACACUCAAAUGAAGAUGCUUUCUCAAGCCAUGAAUCAGUUCAACACAGCACGUGAAAGUCAAAAUAAAGUUUGGCUUUUCUGUUAUGAUAUUUAUGUUUUCAUGCAGCUUUAUUCUUUGUCUUUAUGUAGUACACUAGAACAGUUGUAUUAGGGUUACUAGAGUUGAGGUUCUAGUAUAUUCGUUUGCUGCAUAUAUAUUGCAGAGGCUUGCUUUUGUAAUAGUUAGUCUUUCACUAUUUUUAUAAUACCAAUGUCAAGUUGCAGCAUGAAAUCUUUUUAUUCUUUUAUGCUAUUUUCUUUCAAGAGCAACUUUUUGUUCUAGCCUAGAAUGAUGGCUUGGAUAUGGGCGGUUUUAUCAGCGAUCCUACUUGUUUAUCUCCUCCAACAACUACUCGGCCCGAACAGACUGCCUCCCGGCCCGAUAGGGCUUCCCAUACUAGGCCAUUUUCACCUGCUGGGCAAGAAUCCUCACGUAGAUCUGUGCCGUCUAGCCCGAAAACAUGGCCCCAUCAUGGGCCUUCGCUUGGGCUUCGUGCGCGCAGUGGUGGUGUCGUCUCCGGCAGCCGCCGAGCUCGUUCUCAAGACCCACGACCUCGUCUUCGCCAGCAGGCCUCGCAGCGAUGCGUCCUGCCGGAUGAGCUACGACCAGAGGAAUCUGGCUUUCGCGCCCUACGGCCCGUACUGGCGCAACAUGCGUAAACUCUGCACCUUGCAGCUGCUCAGCGCUUCCAAGAUGAAGCAAUUCGAGCCCAUGAGAAAGGCCGAGCUCGGGCUGCUGGUUGCGUCGCUCAAGCAGAGCAGGGACACCGUGGAUCUCAGAGCCAGAAUCUCCGCCGUCAACGGUGAUAUGAAUUGCUUGAUGAUUCUCGGGAGGAAGUAUUCCGACAGGGAUCUCGACGAGCAGGAUGGGUUCAAAGCUCUGUUCAGCGAGACGCUCGAGAUCACCGCGCAGUUCAAUCUCGCAGACUAUUUCCCCUACAUUGGGGGACUUGAUCUCCAUGGCCUGAAUCGCAGAAUGAAGCGGUUGAGCAACGUGUUUGAUGGAUUCUUGGAGAAGAUCAUGGAAGAUCACCUUCAGAAGAAGCAGCAGAGCCACGACUUUGUUGAUACCAUGAUGGCGAUCAUGGACUCCGGAGAAGCUGGAUUCGAAUUCGACCGUACCCACAUCAAGGCCGUGCUCCUGGAUUUACUGAUAGCAGGAAUGGAUACCUCUGCAACUGCGACGGAGUGGACAAUGUCAGAACUAUUGCGGCAUCCCGCCGUAAUGAAGAAACUCCAGGAAGAACUGGAAUCAAUUGUGGGAUUGGAAUCAAUGGUUGAAGAAUCGCAUCUGGACAAACUCGAAUACUUGGAGUGUGUGGUGAAGGAAGUGAUGCGCCUCCAUCCCGUGGCGCCCCUCUUAAUCCCUCACGAAUCCAUGGAAGACUGUGAGCUGCAAGGUUUCCACAUACCCAAAAAAUCAAGAGUGAUGGUGAACGUGUGGGCUAUCGGGAGGGAUCCCGAUGUUUGGGCUAACCCCGACUCUUUUACACCGGAGAGGUUCGUUGGUAGCGAUAUAGACAUGAGGGGCCGGCAUUUCGAGCUUAUACCAUUUAGCUCGGGCAGGCGAGGAUGCCCCGGGAUGCAACUAGGCUUGGCGCUGGUCAAACUGCUGGUGGCGCAAUUGGUGCAUUGCUUUCAUUGGGAGCUUCCAAAUGGUAUGAAGCCUCACCACAUAGAUAUGUCUGAGCACUUUGGUUUGGUUACUGCUAGAGCUAAGCGUCUCAUGGCGGUUCCUACUUAUCGACUACACAUUUGACUUAGGCUUUUUUUUUUUUAAUUCGCAUCGAAUGUUAUUUUAGUUUAUUGGUAAAAUAUUUUAUGUACCUUAAGCAUGUAUGAACGAAAUAAAUUAUUGUGUUAAAAUAAACAGAGUGUGGAACAAGUGGUUAAUUGUAUCGUAUAAAAAAUGUGUUUAGUAUA